Geodia barretti is the source of this 438-nucleotide messenger RNA. The record is from the annotation of a GenBank genome assembly. NCBI's taxonomy places the organism in Eukaryota, Metazoa, Porifera, Demospongiae, Tetractinellida, Geodiidae.
CCAAUAGAGGGAUUGUUUCAAGCGUAUGUACUCACUCCUGCACAGGUAAAGAGUUGCUAUUUUAUUGUGGUGCUGCAAACUCUUCUAAGAACUGGACCCCAGUCAAUGAUUGUGUUUACACACACAUGCAGGUCUUGCCAUGUAUACUCAGAGUUGCUGCAAAGGCACGAUAUACACUGUGUGUCUCUUCACUCAUUGCUCACGCAAGCACAGAGGCUUUCAUCUCUUUCAAAGUUUAAAUCUGGACAAGUGAAUGUUCUUGUUGCAACAGAUGUUGCCAGCCGGUAAGAAGUUCAUUAAGCACUUACACAAUAAUAUGUUUCUGUUUGAAAAUAUAUUUUUUUAUGUGUGGACCUCUAUACAUCUGUAUUCACAAUAUAUGGGUAAUGUAAGCUAGUUAAUCCUUAACGCUGGAAAGACGUAGGUUUGAAUGGUAGU